AUGGCAGAAAAUUUAUCAUCUAUUGGGUUUUCUAUUAUGCUUGAUUUUUGUAUAUUUUUGGUUCUGUUUAUAUUAUUUCUUAUUUAUAGAAAACUAAGAAGUCAAAAUAUUGAGUUAGAUCUUGGCGAUAACGAAUUUAAAGAGCCUUGCAUGAAUGAAGCGAAAUAUAGUUUAUCUGAAAUUUCAUGGAUGAUAAUGAAACUAUCUGAUCUGGAAAUAUCAGGAUAUCUUGGCGAGUGAGGAUUCUUGUAUAUAACUCUUCAUAGGUAUAUAUUAUACACAUUGUAUUGUAUUGGAUUUUUUGGCUUAUGCUUUCUUAUCCCAAUCUACUAUUAUGGAAGCUCAGAUUCUUAUAAAGAUUUAAGGCAAUAUAGUAUUACUCAUAUCAUUAAAGAUGAUAAAGGACUAAUUUUGCCAGCAUUGACAAUUUUACUUUUUUCACUUGUGGUUUAUUUUUUUGCAAGGCUUUAUUAUAAAAAAGCAGUCAAUUCUGAUUUUGUGAUACUAGCAGAUUUACCUCAAGAUUACGUUGUUUAUAUUUCAAACAUUCCAAGGCAAUAUGGGCCAAGAGAUUUCAGCCAUAAGCUUCAUUUAUGAUUGAAAAAAACUUAUGGAAAUGGAAUCAUGAAUGUCUAUGUGGUUCCAGAUUAUGGAGAAAUUAUUGAAGAUUAUAAAAAAUACGAAGAACUUUCUCUGAAAUUAAGCUAUCUUUUACACCAAGAACAAUUAGGGAUAGAAGGAACAUCACAAAAACUAUCUGAUGAGGCUAAUCCAAUAAAUCUCAUUGAAAAUAUUAAAUCAAGUAUGGAAGAUAUUGCUAAAAAGAUAAAAGAAAAUAUAAAUAACUCACAAAAUACAAAUUCAGGAGCUGCUUUUGUUAUUUGUUGUAACAGAUCUUUAUCUAGAGAACUUGCAGAGCCAUAUACUAUAAGUUAGUUAGUUAAAGUGUUAAACUGGCCAUAAGUGUUUGCACACUAGCCUUUGCCCCGUCUCGGCUCCAAGCGGGAAAUUCCUCUUCCCAUUGCUUUACUUGGUUUUCCGGUCUGAACCACUCGAACCCAAGGGUUAGCCCACCUGGGUUCUUCGCCCGCGUCUGAGCGCUCCGCUAGUCCCGACAGAGAAGGACUAGGUGGUAGGACAAAACCCAGCCUGGGCUGGGCAAACCUACUGCGGAGAAAUAAAACUUUAAACCGGGGAGGACAAGAGACUCCUUCUCCAUGCCCUACUAGACCCCAACCCGGUCUUAUUUCGGUCGAAUGGAUUUGUGGAGCCCUGCCUUGCCCAAAAUGGGAGAGACACCUCGGAGCUCAACUCCGUCAUACGUCACCAUUUUAUUUCUGAUAUACUAUAAGGAAUGAUUUAUUUCAGAGUUUAGAUUGACAUAAAAAUGAAACCCCUGCUCCUUCAGAUAUUAUAUGAGAAAAUAUAGGCACUCCGGAAAAUUAUCAUAGUUACACAGGAAUUUGUAUUAAUUUGCUGUUUAUUGUUAUUUUUCUUGUAAUUUUAACUCCUUCGUCCUUUUCUCUGUAUAUAAGUACAGGGCUUGAAGAGAUAGGAGUAAGAUCUUCAAUUGGGAAUGCUAUUGGGAUGUAUUUGCCUUCAUUAUUUCUUCUAAUUUACCAACAAAUUAUCUUACCUCGGGCUGUAUCUUAUCUUGUAAAGCUAGAAAAGCAUUACAAUUCAGCAGAAGCUACAAACAGCUGUCUUAAAAAAUAUUUAUUUUAUUUGGCAUUUUAUAUAUUUUUGUAUCCAGUCCUUGGACUACAAUUUUACCAAAUAAUUGAGAUGAUUUUAACCUCAGAAAAUGACUGGAAAAAUGAACUUGCUACAAGCAUUAUAGCCUCUUCACUGAAAUAGAAUGCUUUAACGCAAUCAUUAUGUCUUAGAUUGUCUAAUGCAUUUUUUUAUUUUUGAUGAAUCAGUUCUAAAUUUUUAAAAAAUAAAAUAAUUCUUUAAAAUUGCCAUUUUUAAAUUAACCGGUCUAAUAAAAAUGAUAUAAUCAACACAUUUUUAGUCACAAAGGCUAGCUCAUAGCAAUCUGUUAUGACUAAGAGGCCAUAAUGCUGCUGGCGAAUUUUUUACAAUUUUUAUGGUCCAUCAAGCAUUUAUAAAAAAUGGUUUGGAUUUAUUAAUACUCCCAAAAUAUGCAAAAGUCAAGGCAAAAUCGCUGAGAGCUUAUACAGAAAUAGAGAAAGCUUUAGCAUAUAGUGCAGAUGAUUUUGAUUUUUCAAUGGAAUUCGCAGUUACCUUGAAUACUUUAAUUAUUUGCAUAAGCUUUUCUAUAGUUUAUCCGAUAAUUCUGAUACCAAGCAUCAUUUUCUUUUUUAUCCGAGUAUUUGCUAUUUAG
Blepharisma stoltei is the source of this 2347-nucleotide messenger RNA. Lineage: Eukaryota; Ciliophora; Heterotrichea; Heterotrichida; Blepharismidae. The record is from the annotation of a GenBank genome assembly.